AUGGCUACUCGAAGUAGGAAGGGUAAGAAGUGCACAGUGAUAGGAGGUUGUGGCUUCCUUGGCCGGUACAUAGUGGAGAGACUGUUGGAGGAGGGAUACACUGUCAGUGUGUUUGACAUCGCAAAGACGUUUGAAGAUGACAGAGUGAAAUUCUUUGUUGGAGACCUCUGUCAGGAAAAGGAUCUUGCCCCUGCUAUCAGUGAUGUGCAGACUGUGUUCCAUUGUGCCUCUCCCCCACCAAGUUCUGAUGACAGGGACUUAUUCUACAGGGUUAACUUUGUGGGUACCAAGAAUAUCAUCAGUGCUUGCAAGAAAGCUGGAGUGCAGAAACUUGUACUUACCAGUUCAGCCAGCGUAGUGUAUGAAGGAACAGAUAUCAAGAAUGGAACAGAGGACUUGCCCUAUGCUAAGAAGCCCAUGGACUACUACACUGAGACAAAGGUCUUACAAGAAAAGGAGGUGCUAGCAGCUAACAGCCCAGAAGAGAACUUCUUUACUGUUGCCAUCCGUCCCCAUGGAAUAUUCGGCCCAAGGGACAGACAGCUCGUUCCUAUACUAGUGGACACUGCACGGGCAGGGAAGACCAAGUUCAUGAUAGGAAAUGGGGAGAAUCUUGUUGACUUCACGUACGUGGUGAAUGUUGCACAUGGACACCUGCUGGCUGCUGAACACCUGCACAAGGACUCACCUGUCUGUGGCAAGGCAUUCCACAUCACCAACGAUGAGCCCAUCCCCUUCUGGACUUUCAUGUCUCGCAUUCUAGAAGGUCUCAACUACCCCUCCCCAAAGAUGGGGCUUCCUUACCUCCUCAUAUACUACUUAGCUGCCUUCCUGCAGCUUCUUUGUCUGCUCCUGAAGCCUAUCAAGGAGAUCAAACCCACCUUCACACCUAUGAGGGUGGCUCUGGCUGGGACCUACCAUUAUUACAGCUGCCAGAGGGCCAAGCAGUUAAUGGGGUACAAACCUGUGGUGCCCCUGGAUGAAGGCAUUAAGCUUACUGUAAAAGGUUAUGCUCAUUUACAAAACAACAACUGAACACCAUCAUGAAGG
This is a messenger RNA of Branchiostoma belcheri (Belcher's lancelet), 1050 nucleotides long. Its product is annotated as sterol-4-alpha-carboxylate 3-dehydrogenase, decarboxylating-like. The coding region runs from base 1 to 1035 and encodes 344 amino acids. The transcript has 7 exons. Gene Ontology annotation, biological process: steroid biosynthetic process. The record is from RefSeq and is a predicted model, not a curated record. Gene Ontology annotation, molecular function: 3-beta-hydroxy-Delta5-steroid dehydrogenase (NAD+) activity. Lineage: Eukaryota; Metazoa; Chordata; Leptocardii; Amphioxiformes; Branchiostomatidae.